This is a messenger RNA of Eucalyptus grandis, 2143 nucleotides long. RefSeq names its product protein NRT1/ PTR FAMILY 7.1. Lineage: Eukaryota; Viridiplantae; Streptophyta; Magnoliopsida; Myrtales; Myrtaceae. The transcript is spliced from 4 exons. Gene Ontology annotation, molecular function: transmembrane transporter activity. Gene Ontology annotation, cellular component: membrane. Bases 1 to 1914 code for a protein of 637 amino acids. Gene Ontology annotation, biological process: transmembrane transport. The record is from RefSeq and is a predicted model, not a curated record.
AUGGUGUAUGUCCGGGCGCAUGCACGUGCUGUGCAUGUCCUUUUGGCUAUUGUUUCUUGUUAUCUCCUCAAAUUUGCUCUACUCUCCUUUCUUAUAUUCCUUUCACAUGCCGAGCUGCAGGCUAAAGAAGACAAUACCAGCAAUGGAGAACUAAGAUUUCAUGUGAAGGAAAGUUACAACGACGACUACGACACAAAUUCACUCAAGCCUGAGGGCAUUCUUAUCAAGAAGGCGAGCAUCGGCGGAUGGAAGUGGACAAGCCUCUUGCUAGCGAAUCAAGGGCUGGCAACACUAGCAUUCUUCGGGGUGGGAGUGAACUUGGUGCUUUUUCUGACCAGAGUUCUCGAGCAGGGGAAUGCGAGUGCAGCCAACAAUGUGAGCAAGUGGACCGGGACCGUUUAUUUGUGCUCCUUGAUCGGGGCCUUCCUCAGCGACUCUUACUGGGGACGUUACUUGACCUGCACCAUCUUUCAGCUAAUUUUCGUGCUGGGGUUGGUGCUAUUAUCUGUAACAUCUGGUGUCUUCUUGAUCACACCAGACGGUUGCGGUGAUGGGAAACUACCUUGCAUGCCUGCCUCGCCAACUGGUGUUGCCAUCUUCUACCUAUCAAUCUACAUGAUAGCUUUUGGCUAUGGCGGCCACCAACCCACUAUAGCCACUUUCGGAGCAGACCAGUUUGAUGAGGCAAACCCCAAACAGAAGAACUCCAAAGCAGCAUUUUUCUGCUAUUUCUACUUUGCGCUCAACGUUGGGUCCCUCUUCUCAAACACCAUCUUGGUGUAUUACGAGGACUCGGGGAAGUGGACAUUGGGGUUCUUGGUAUCCACCGGUUCUGCCAUAGUGGCGUUGCUGCUGUUUUUAGUGGGGACGAAAAAGUAUCGGUACGUGAAGCCGAGCGGCAACCCUCUGCCACGCCUUGCUCAGGUGUUCGUGGCCGCCGCGAGAAAAUGGGACAUUGUUCCAGCCAAAGAAGGGGACCUCUAUGAGUUGGAAGGGUCGGAAUCUGCAAUCAAAGGGACUAGAAAAAUUCUGCAUAGCAAUGAGUUUGUAUAUUUGGACAAGGCAGCCACGAUCACCGAGAGCGAUCUAUCGAGUCCAAAGAAUCCAUGGAGGUUAUGCACGGUCAGCCAAGUUGAAGAGGCCAAAUGCGUCCUGAAAAUGAUUCCGGUUUGGUUGUGCACAAUAAUCUACUCGGUCGUCUUCACUCAGAUGGCCUCCCUCUUCGUGGAGCAAGGCAACGUGAUGAACUCUAUGAUAGGGCAGUUCCACCUCCCAGCCGCCAGCAUGUCGGCCUUUGACAUCUGCAGCGUCCUCAUCUGCACUGGCAUAUACCGCCAGUUCCUCGUGCCGCUGGCCGGGAGAUUGAGCGGGAACCCCAAAGGCCUGACUCAGCUCCAGAGGAUGGGGAUUGGGCUCAUCAUCGGCAUGUCAGCCAUGCUUGCGGCUGGCGCGACCGAGGUUGCACGGCUCAGGCAUGUCGUACCGGGUGAGAAGUCAAGCGCCCUGAGCAUCUUCUGGCAAGUGCCGCAGUACAUGCUUGUCGGCGCGUCUGAGGUGUUCAUGUACGUGGGCCAGCUCGAGUUCUUCAACGAGCAGGCCCCGGACGGGAUAAAAAGCUUCGGGAGCUCGCUCUGCAUGGCCUCCAUGUCUCUGGGGAACUAUGUGAGCAGCAUGCUGGUGAACAUGGUGACGCGGAUCACAACCCAGGGUGACAAGCCCGGCUGGAUACCCGAGGACCUCAACACAGGGCACAUGGAACGGUUCUACUUCCUCAUCGCGGCGCUGACGGCCUUUGAUUUCGUGAUCUACUUAUUCUGUGCCAAGUGGUACAAGAUCAACAACCUGGAGAGCGAAGAAGACAACGAGGGAGUGGACAAGGAGGAUCAGGAAGAGCAGGUGCUUGUCAGAGUUUAAGAUCGCCUCUUUCAGUUUUCGGUCAAGAUUUUUCACAUUUAACCUCUUGGGUUGCCAUGAAAUAAAAACCUCCACUGUCUUAGGAUCAGUGAAAUUAAAUUUUUGUCUUUUCCCGCGACCAAACCAGGCCUGGACUUUCGAGAGCUAUUAGUUGCAGAUUGGAAGGAAUAAACAGCGAAAUAAGGGGCCUGACUUGUUAAUCUACUUUUUUUCUUUUUUUCUUUUUGGU